UACCAUAAAACCAUAUUGUAUCAACCUAUCUCUAAUCAAAUUCAAUAACUAUACGGAUAGGCAUGACAAAUCCGACACAAAUCGUGUGGACAUGCGAAAUCUCGUCUCCCCAUUAGUUCUACGGUAGUCAUCGGUCCUUCUUGUUGAGCUGUGAGCGAUGAGGUCGCAUCUGCUGACUCUUGUAGGUAAUCUCGCCAGAUAAAAAUAUAGUUUAUGUAGAAAUACCUCAAUGUUCCCUAUAAUUAUCUCAAGUCCUGAUUACCAUUGAUGGACAUAAUGGACAUAAAAACCGGUGUCUUGAAUUGUGUAUCAGUCGGAGGGAUUUCGUACAGCCCUUUUGUGCAUUAGAUCCAAAACGAAAAUGCUGGUUUACAAUACCGUCAAAUUGUACAUACGAUCUUGUAAUGUGUUUGAGAAAGCAGGCGAAGUUACCCCCUUAUAAGGCCCCGGAUAUUGUGGAUGGCGAAUGUCACAUAAUUGGGAAAGAACCAUGGUGUGAAACAAUUGUCAAAAAUCAAGGGACGCCACAUCCUUCAAUACCAGAAGACACAACAGAAAAAGCAACAACAAAAUUAGACAUAACAGAAAAACCAACAACAGAAAUGUCAACAACAGAAAAACAAACAACGGAAACGCCAACAACAGAAACGCCAACAACAGAAAUGCCAACAACAGAAGAAGACACAACAGAAAAAACAACAACAGACAAAUUAACAACAGAAAAAACAACCACAGAAGAAGUCACAACAGAAGAAGACACAGCAGAAAAACCAACAACCGAAACAGACACAACAAAAAAACACAUAACAGAAGGAGACACAACGGAAAAAGCAACAGCACAAGAAGAAACCACAGAAGAACACACAACAGAAGAAGUCACAACCGAAGAAGACACAACGCAAAAAGAAACAUCAGAAGAAGUCACAACAGAAGAAGACACAACAGAAGAAAGCUCAACAGAAGAAAGCUCAACAGAAGAAUACACAACAGGAAAAACAACAACAGAAAAACCAACCACAGAAGAAUACACAGCAGAAGAAUAUACAACAGAAAAACCAACCACAGAAGAAUACACAGCAGAAGAAUAUACAACAGAAGAGGAAACAACAGAAGAAAGCACAACAGAAGAGGACACAACAGAAGAAAGCACAACAGAAGAAUACACAACAGAAGAAUACACAACAAAAGAAAACACAACAGAAGAAUACACAACAGACGAGGACACAACAGAAGAAAGCACAACAGAAGAAUACACAGCAGAAGAAUACACAACAGAAGAAUACACAACAGAAAAACAAACCACGGAAGAAUACACAACAGCAGAAUAUACAACAGAAGAAUACACAACAGAAAAACAAACCACGGAAGAAUACACAACAGAAGAAAGCACAACAGAAGAAUACACAACAGACGAGGACACAACAGAAGAAAGCACAACAGAAGAAUACACAACAGAAGAAAGCACAGCAGAAGAAUACACAACAGAAAAACAAACCACGGAAGAAUACACAACAGAAGAAUAUACAACAGAAGAAUACACAACAGAAGAAUAUACAACAGAAGAAUACACAACAGAAAAACAAACCACGGAAGAAUACACAACAGAAGAAAGCACAACAGAAGAAUAUACAACAGAAGAGGACACAACAGAAGAAAGCAAUACAGAAGAAUACACAACAGAAGAGGACACAACAGAAGAAGAUACAACAGAAAAACUAACAACAGACGAAGACACAACCGAAGAAAACACAACCGAAGAAGACACAACAGAAGAAAACACAACAGAAGAAGGAACAACAGAAGAAGACACAACAGAAGAAUGCACAACUGAAGAAGAAAGAACUGAAAAAGCAACAACAGAAAAAUCAACAACAGAAGAGGACGCAACAGAAGAAUACACAGCAGAAGAAUACACAACAGAAGAAAGCACAACAGAAGAAUACACAGCAGAAGAAUACACAACAGAAGAAAGCACAACAGAAGAAUACACAACAGAAAAACAAACCACGGAAGAAUACACAACAGCAGAAUAUACAACAGAAGAAUACACAACAGAAAAACAAACCACGGAAGAAUACACAACAGAAGAAAGCACAACAGAAGAAUACACAACAGACGAGGACACAACAGAAGAAAGCACAACAGAAGAAUACACAACAGAAGAAUACACAACAGAAGAAUACACAACAGAAGAAAGCACAGCAGAAGAAUACACAACAGAAAAACAAACCACGGAAGAAUACACAACAGAAGAAUAUACAACAGAAGAAUACACAACAGAAAAACAAACCACGGAAGAAUACACAACAGAAGAAAGCACAACAGAAGAAUAUACAACAGAAGAGGACACAACAGAAGAAAGCAAUACAGAAGAAAACACAACAGAAGAAGAUGUAACAGAAAAACUAACAACAGACGAAGACAUAACCGAAGAAAACACAACCGAAGAAGACACAACAGAAGAAGACACAACAGAAGAAGUAACAACAAAAGAAGACACAACAGAAGAAUACAUAACAGAAGAGGACACAACAGACAACCCAUCAACAGAACAAGACACAACAAAAGAAAACACAACCGAAAAAGACACAACAGAAGAAGACACAACAGUAGACGACACAACAGAAGAAGAUACAACAGAAAAACUAACAACAGACGAAGACACAACCGAAGAAAAUACAACUGAAAAAGACACAAAAGAAGAAAACACUACAGAUGAAGAAACAUCAAAAGAAGACACAACAGAAGAAUACAUAACAGAAGAGGACACAACAGAAAACCCAUCAACAGAAGAAGACACAACAGUAGAAGACACAACAGAAGAGAGCACAACAGAAGAAUACACAGCCGAAGAAGAAACAACAGAAAAAGAAACAACAGAAGAAGUCACACCAGAAAAACCAACAACAGAAAAACUAACAACAGACGAAGACACAACCGAAGAAGACACAACCGAAGAAGACACAACCGAAGAAGACACAACAGAAGAAGACACAACAGAAGAAUACAUAACAGAAGAAGACACAAUAGAAAACCAAACAAUAGAAAAGAGCACAAUAGAAGAAGAAACAACAGAAUACCCAACAGAAAAUGACACAACUAGCGAAGAUAGAACAGAAGAAGACAUAACAGAAGAAGACAUAACAGCAGAAGACACAACUGAAAAAGAAGAUACAACAGAAGAUUACACAACAGAAGAAGACGCAAUAGAAGAAGACACAACAGAAGACGGCAGGAUGGAAGAAGGACCAACAGAAAAAGCCAGUGAAGAAGAAUACACAGCAGAGGAAAACAAAACAGACGGAGACUCAUCAGAGAAACCAAAAUCAGAAAAAGACACAUCGAAAGAAGAACCCAAAGAGUUACCCAAAUCAGAAGAAGACUCAUCGCAGGAAGCACCUGACGGGGCACCUUUCUUCGAAGAAGACAUAUCGAAGAAAGAACCCAACGAGACACCAAAAUCAGAAGAAGAAAAAUCGACAGAAAAACAAAAAGAGAAACCAAAAUCAGAGGAAGACACAUCGAAAGAAAAAGCCACAGAGACACCUAAAUCAGAAGAACACACAUCGCAGGAAGCACCUGACGGGGCACCUUUCUUCGAAGAACAAAUAUCGAAGGAAGAACCCAACGAGACACCAAAAUCAGAAGAAGACAAAUCGACAGCAAAACAAAAAGAGAAACCAAAAUCAGAGGAAGACACAUCGAAAGAAAAAGCCACAGAGACACCCAAAUCAGAAGAACACACAUCGCAGGAAGCACCUGACGGGGCACCUUUCUUCGAAGAACACAUAUCGAAGGAAGAACCCAACGAGACACCAAAAUCAGAAGAAGACACAUCGCAGGAAGCACCUGACGGGGCACCUUUCUUCGAAGAAGACAUAUCGAAGGAAGAACCCAACGAGACACCAAAAUCAGAAGAAGAAAAAUCGACAGAAAAACAAAAAGAGAAACCAAAAUCAGAGGAAGACACAUCGAAAGAAAAAGCCACAGACACACCCAAAUCAGAAGAACACACAUCGCAGGAAGCACCUGACGGGGCACCUUUCUUCGAAGAACACAUAUCGAAGGAAGAACCCAACGAGACACCAAAAUCAGAAGAAGAAAAAUCGACAGAAAAACAAAAAGAGAAACCAAAAUCAGAGGAAGACACAUCGAAAGAAAAAGCCACAGAGACACCCAAAUCAGAAGAACACACAUCGCAGGAAGAACUUGCAUUGGGACCUAAAUUGGCCGAAUUCAUAUCGAAGGAAGAACCUGCAAAGAACCUUAAAUCAGAAGAGCACACAUCGAAGGAAGAAUCCAAAGAGACACCCAAAUCAGAAGAAGACACAUCGCAUGAAGAACUUUCAUGGGGACCUAAAUUAGCCGAAUUCAUAUCGAAGGAAGAACCUGCAGAGAAACUUAAAUCAGAAGAGCACACAUCGAAGGAAGAAUCCAAAGAGACACCCAAAUCAGAAGAAGACACAUCGCAGGAAGAACUUGCAUGGGGACCUGAAUUAGCCGAAUUCAUAUCGAAGGAAGAACCUGCAGAGAAACUUAAAUCGGAAGAACACACAUGGAAGGAAGCCAACACCAAUUACAAAAUCUCAAAUCAGAAGAAAAAAAUUUGAAAGAUCAAUCUUCAGAGAAACCAAACUCAGAGCAAAACACAUUGAUGGAAGAAUAGACAAAGAAACUCAAAUUAGAACAAGACACAUCGACAGAAGAACCAACAGAGGACCCUAAAUCAAUAGAACCCACUUCGAUGAAAGAGCCAGCAGGGAAACCCAAAUCAAUAGAAAAAUCGGAUAAAGGAGAAUGAAUGAUGAAGGAAGAUGAAGGAUCUUCAGAAUAAUCAGAAUCAACAACAGAAAAGGCAAAUUCUGAGAAAGACAAAACAGAUGCAAAAUCGGAGGAAACGUCAAUAAAAAAUCUAAAUCUGAAGACGAAAAUUCUAUAGGAUAAUCAGAAAAAUCCUCUACAGAAACUAUAACCAAAAUAGAAAGGAAGAAAAAUGUGAAGAAGAAAAAUCCAAAAGAGAAUCACAGACAGAAACAUCAGUUUUGGAAGAAAAUAAAAAUGUGACCAAUUGAGUAGAAAAAUAUUACAAUAACCAAUAACAAAACGAGCAUUAGAAAGAAAAAAAAUUAACAAUUUAGAACGAAAUCAAUUUUCAAAAACUCCUCUUCGCAGAGGAAGCGAAGACUAAGGAAAAGAAACCAGAAGCGGAAACAAAAGCAGCGGAGAAAGAAGAAUCGACAGAAGAAGAGGAAAGAAGAAGUAUGGUUUCUAGAAAAUAUCGGAAUCAACCGAAAAUCCGAGGAAAAAUUGGAUUAAGCAAUAACAGAUAAACCCAAAAAAGAAGAACAGAUGAUGCUAAGAAAAACGGCAAAUAAAUUCGAAGAAGAAUUUUACAAAAAAUAUAUUAAAAUAACUAAUUCAAAUCUAAAAUAAUUUAAUUUAAAAUAUCUAAUAAUAAUAAUAAGAAUCUAAUCUAAUACGCUUACUCAUUCUCUCUCUUACACACUCUUCCUCGUGCAGUGUGCGCUCACUGGCGGUGGCGGAGGGGAGCGAGAUAGCAACACACAUCUUGAUUGAAUAUCGGGUAUAAAUGUAGAGACGCGGCCCUUGCCGCUGCUGAGAACAUCUCCGCUCGUUUAUGGUAGAUUUAUAAUAUAAGUGGAAAACAACAAGAUAAUUUCCGUAACCAACUUUCCGUAACUGGAGAAAUCCCAUUAUACACCAGUCUCAUGUGCUAGCUCUUUCAAACAACAUGAAGUCCAUUAUCGUUCUCCUCUUAGCUCCUCUGAGUAUUGCUAUAAAGUCCAAAGGUUGCCCAUACCCGUAUUGUCCUUUAUCAUUCGAUGGAGUCACGUGUGCCUAUGAUAAAGCUUGCGGAUUUGAGGCAGAAAACGAAUGCCAGCUAAAAGUGGAGAUAUGUUUGCGUGAAUUAAACAACAGGCCGCGUUUCAUCAAAAUGGUUUCCGGAUACUGUGUAGACAAAAACAAGAGACGGUGUACCCCUAUGGUGUCACACAAAAUAACAGAUUUAGAUCUUAUGUAACUGGAAUCGAUUUGGUUCCACAUCCAAUUGCAUUAUGAGCAGUCAUAAGCAGUCAUUGCAUCACUCUUCUGGAGAAUUAGAAUAAGUUUUCCCUGUAAAUAUGUUACUACAAAAUUCUUCCAAAAUAUAACUUCUAUCCGCACAUA
Drosophila miranda is the source of this 6189-nucleotide messenger RNA. RefSeq names its product titin. Bases 405 to 4610 code for a protein of 1401 amino acids. The record is from RefSeq and is a predicted model, not a curated record. Lineage: Eukaryota; Metazoa; Arthropoda; Insecta; Diptera; Drosophilidae. The transcript is spliced from 4 exons.